Molecule: messenger RNA, 1224 nt
Organism: Penicillium nucicola
Lineage: Eukaryota; Fungi; Ascomycota; Eurotiomycetes; Eurotiales; Aspergillaceae
Exons: 8
Coding region: 1-1224 (407 amino acids)
Molecular function (GO): monooxygenase activity; FAD binding
Source: RefSeq, a predicted model, not a curated record
AUGACGGUGACAGACAAGCCUCUGGAUGUCGUUGUUGUCGGCGCUGGAAUCGCCGGUCUCUCUGCGGCGAUUUCUCUUGGCAAACAAGGGCAUCGCGUCGUGGUUUUGGAAAAGUCGGCAUUCUUGAGAGAGGCCGGUGCUGCUAUUCAUCUGCCGCCGAAUUGUACGGCUGCGCUCCGCUGGAUGGGCAUUGAUCCUCUUGAUUUCGGAGGCACAUUGAUACAUGAGGUGCACAGAUAUGGAUAUAAGGGCGACUUGAAGUACAAAGGAGAGUUCGCGCAUGUACGCCAUCUCUGGCAAGCAGAAUUCUACCUCGUACACCGGGUGGAUCUACACAAUCAUCUCAAAAAACGCGCCCUGGAGACAGCAACGCUUCAUACCCAAUGCAAGAUCACCAACGUAGAUCUUGAGGGAGUGUGUCCUUCAGUAACCCUUGAGGAUGGUCGCAUCUUCAAGGCCGACCUGCUUCUAGGCGCAGAUGGGAUUCAUUCGCAGCUGCGCCAAAGUGUCGCUCCCGGUGCUCCAUCUCCGUAUGCUGUUGGAAAGUCCUGCUUCCGCUGGCUUUUGCCAACGGAGUCCUUGCGGCAGUACGAAAACACUGUAGACUUUGUCAAAGAUCCAGGGGUAUUUAUAGAAUGGGCAGCUGACGACCGACGGCUCGUGGCCUACCCAUGUUCUGACAACAAGGUGUUCAACCUGUGUGCAUUCAUGCCUUCCAAAGAGACCAAGACAGAUACUCAUAAUGGCGGCACCCAAGCAGCAGGAGACAAGACGACUAUUGUCAAUGCUUUUUCAGAGUUCUCUCCGGGCGUCAGAAGAAUAAUUGAUAGUGCGGAGGAUAACCUCAAAGUGUGGGAUUUGUAUGACAUGAAGCCGCUACCAACCUGGACUAAAGGCCACGCCGCACUUCUAGGAGAUGCAGCACACCCAUUCCAGCCAUAUAUGGGCCAAGGAGCAGCCAUGGCAAUUGAGGAUGCUGUGAGCAUUGCGACCUUGCUCCCACCGGGUACUGCGCCGGAAUCCAUCCCAUCGCGCCUCAAAAUGUACGAGACCUCUCGUCGAGCUCGAGUUGAGAUGGUCCUUCAUUACACGCGCUUGAACGGACGGGACGAAAACGACGCGUCUAGUGCCAGAAUCACGACUGAGGAAAUGCUGGAAGUUAUGGGGAUUUGCUUCACGCACAACGUUAUCGACCACUCCACACAGUUGCUGCAGGGCGAAUAG